AUGACUGCAAAGAAGGAUAAGGACUACAAGAAUCAUAAACACGGCAGUGAGUUAAGCGCAACAGCAAUAUCAUCCAAGCUAGACAGUCACCUAUCAAGUCAAACGGGCACUACCGCACCAGGUCUGAUAACGGCGCAAGAUCCUUUGAAACGCACCAACAAGCCCCUCAUGGAGAAGCGACGUCGGGCACGUAUUAACCAGAGUUUGGCCAUCCUGAAGGCCCUGAUUCUCGAGUCAACCGUUAAAAACAAGGGUGAUGGACAAACUAAGCACUCGAAACUAGAAAAGGCGGAUAUCUUGGAGUUGACCGUGCGUCACUUCCAGCGCCAUCGCAAUCUGGACAGUCCGGGCAUUGAUAAGUAUCGAGCGGGUUAUACUGAUUGCGCCCGCGAGGUCGCCCGAUAUCUGGCGACACCGGAACCUCCACCUCUACCAAGCGUACCGACACUUACCGAUGCUGGUUCCAAGGCGCGUUUGUUGCGCCAUCUCGAUAAUUGCAUCGCGGAGAUCGAUACAGAAAUAUGUCCAAAGGUGACUACACCUAAUGGGAUACCCGUUACUUCCCCCGGCGGAUGUAGUGGUGGUGGACAGGAAGGCAAGAUGCUAGUAGAUGGGACUGGCACUGGUACCACCAUCUACGAUGGGAUAAAGAAAACCAAAGACUUAAUGGUAGAUUAUGGAGCAACCGCAGUCAUUUCACAGGAUUCAAAUCCACUUGAUUUCAGCAAAACUAAUCGAGAAAUUGGACGUUCACCCUACUCAUACCGUGGAUCUCCAACCGACCUAGCUAUUUUGGCACCAAAAUCAACCUCAUUGUUGCACCAGGACGAAAACAACAAUCGAGGCACAAGUGGUGGCACCCUUGGCAUACACAAUACCAAAUCCACCAACCACCAUCAUCCACAGACGGCGGUCUCAGUGACAAAUCUGGAGGAUAUAAUCCACGGCAGUGAAAUUGCAACCACCUCAGCGGCCAGCAGUCAUUCAGUCACACUCAAUAAAAUGAUGCUCGGUCACCAUCAGCACCAGCAGCACGCGAAGCUCUCGAUCGACAUGGUUAAUCUUAAAAAUUGUCGAUUAGAUCCGGGAGCUAUUAAACAUGAACCGGGCUCAUCUGCAGCACUGUUGGCAAAUGGUUAUUCCACCACAUCUUCUGCUGUUUCUUCGCCGACUCCUUCAUCGGCCGGAGGAAACCUCGAAUCUGAUAAGGAUGUCUCUAAUCACUCCGAGCACGGUGUCGGUGUACCACAAGCGACAGGUUAUCCUUCGCAGAGUCAGGUGGCAUUGCUACUUCCGGAUCACUAUAUUCACCUAGCGACAGCUCUCGGACUUGGUAGCACACCACCAAUGUUGGACCACCCGGGAGCAGCAGCUGCUGCAGCUGCCGCAGCCGCCGCUGCUGCCUCCCUAUCCAGCACCGAUUUCGAAACACUGAUCGAACAGAACCGUCGGCAGGCGGCUGUGCUUGCACACGACAAAAUGACCGCCGAGAUGCUCGGCAGUUUGCACGCACUUCCGGAAAAUGUUGACGAAAAUUAUUGGGAGUUGUACAAGAAAUCGCUCGGCAUACCGGACUCGAUCAGCAAACUAAGCCUCACCGAUGUUCGAGCAUUAAUGGCGAAAGCAAUGCCUCCGAAGGUUGAUUGUGGACCAACGGUUGGCACAACAGCACCCGUUACGAAAAUGGAAAUCGAUGAUCAAGUGCCCCAUCCUGUGCAUCAUUCUGAUUCGGUAAAAACCGAACCACCGACUACAGUAUCACCGGGACUAAUAGAGCCGGAAGUUGAUGGACGUGCCAGUGCUAAUGGAAGUCGAAGUCCGCAUGUAAAGAAAGAAAUAUCAGAAGGUGAUAUCGCUAUGGUUGCGGUCAGACCGGCGGCAUCCCAUACCCCUUAUUUAGAGGAACGCGAUCGUCGUAGUUUGAGUCCUCGGUCGGUAGAAGAUCGAAGAUCACCGACCAGCAGCAACGCCAGUGGGAGUAGCGAUCGGUGUAACAGUAACAGUGGCGCAGUGGACAGCUUGCACGCUCCGACUUGGCGCCCUUGGUAA
Messenger RNA from Anopheles marshallii, 2049 nucleotides. RefSeq lists its product as uncharacterized. The transcript has 4 exons. Gene Ontology annotation, biological process: anterior/posterior pattern specification; regulation of transcription by RNA polymerase II; regulation of neurogenesis. The coding region runs from base 1 to 2049 and encodes 682 amino acids. The record is from RefSeq and is a predicted model, not a curated record. Gene Ontology annotation, molecular function: RNA polymerase II cis-regulatory region sequence-specific DNA binding; DNA-binding transcription factor activity, RNA polymerase II-specific; protein dimerization activity. Gene Ontology annotation, cellular component: nucleus. NCBI's taxonomy places the organism in Eukaryota, Metazoa, Arthropoda, Insecta, Diptera, Culicidae.